Messenger RNA from Malurus melanocephalus (red-backed fairy wren), 1720 nucleotides. RefSeq lists its product as uncharacterized. Lineage: Eukaryota; Metazoa; Chordata; Aves; Passeriformes; Maluridae. The record is from RefSeq and is a predicted model, not a curated record. Bases 181 to 1143 code for a protein of 320 amino acids. The transcript has 6 exons.
GUGCCCUCCAUCACAGCCUCCUGGGAGGUCCCCAUUAUCGCGGUUACCAGGAAACAGUGGCAUUCCACGGGCACAUUCCACAGCCUCCGGGGCUGCCRGGAGGGCCCUGCACCUCCAGCCAUGGCCUAGGGCAGUCCCUSGGGCCAUUCCCAGCAUCACGGGGCCAUUCCCAGUGCCAGGAUGCCAUCCCUGCCGCAGGACGGAGUUGGGGGGGGGUUCCCCACCGUGAUGGGCCCCCCCUCCGAGCUCAGGGGCUUUUAUGUCACCACCUACGAGGCGGCCUAUGGGCAGAGGCCCUCGGGGUCACCCCGAAAGUACGAGGUGGGGCGCGUUAUGGGGGUUGAGCCCCCGAGUGAGAGCAGCGUGCGGCCCCUGCAUGGCAACCCCACCGGCUCUGGAUAYGUCGUCAACAACUUCUCAGAACUCUCAUCCUUCAUCUUCCCCCACCUGGAGCGCCAGGACACCGAUGUGUCCACCACCGCUGAGGACUUCAGGGUGUUCGGGCGCCCCAUUUUCCAAAGGAUCCUGCCCCAGAGCAUCGAUGAGCAGGACUCUCGGUAUCCCACAGAYUUCUCCCUUUCCCGCCUCCGUUUCGAGGAGAUGAGACCUCCGAAAACAUCYGAGGAAUACAGCACCGAGUGCCAGUGUGCUUGUGCUGCCCAGCCAGAUGCCCCACAGAGGACGAUGGAGCUGUCGGGUUUCACCGGGACCGCCCCGAGGAGUGACCUCGCCCUGCCAGAGCAGCCUCUCGACACCAACGGUGACCGGAUGGAUUUCCUUCCCUCCACAUGCAGCGCUCCCCAGCCUGCCAUGGGCUGCCCCGCUGCCUUUGCCCCUCCGGAGCUCCGAGUGGGACCCAAGGGAGUCACUGCUGAGAAGGAGCCGCUGACCUUCGCCGCAAUCCAGAACCAGUACUUGACCGAACUCUCACCAAUGGCCCCGAUAGAGCCAGGUGAGUUUGGGGGGGAUUGCAGCCCYCAGGAGGAGUGGACACCCCCCUCAGCAACCCCUCCUGGAUUUUCCAGGCUGGUGGACACAGGAYCCGAUCACCUGGGCGCCAAGAUCCGUGGAGGGCGUCCAGCCGCCACGUCCCAGCGGCUUCAGCACCAACAACCAUCCCACCAGCCUGUGGCACACCAAUGACCGACUGAUGUAACUCCCUUCCAAAAAAUGCUGCCUCAUCCCAGGAGUCCCCAAAUCCCUGUGGGAGGAAUAAAGACCCUGCGUGCCAUGCCGUUGCUCUGCCCCCUCCUCUCCCCAUUUUGGCAUCCUAAAGGCUGGCAGGGUGAUUGGGAACGGUUGCCGGGUGUCGCCUGGCCAGCUGCCGCUGGAGGGCUGUAUGAGCCCAGCUUUCCAGCUUUCCGAGCCUGCUUUGGGAUGACACAGCUUAUUUGUGGCAGGAAAAUUCAGGCAGGGCUGUGGUGGGAAGCGGGAGGAUGAGGAGGUGGAGGAAGGACUCUGCAGGGAGGGCAGCCUUGGGGGAACUUUACCCUUGUCUUCUCUGGCCGUGGGACUGUGGAAGGGCACCAGGAAGGGUCUCAGGGAACUGGGGGAUCACGGAGGGAGACCCCACCGAUUUAGGGACCCCCAACCAUUUUAGGGAUCCCCAGCAAGCCCAGGGACUCCCACACCCAGUUUAAGGACCCCACACUGAGCUCAGGGUGGGGGCGCUGAUGCCAAACUGCUGCUAAAGGGGUUGGGAAUAAUGGGAUGCGAGGGG